This is a messenger RNA of Aricia agestis (brown argus), 4960 nucleotides long. It is a transcript of the gene dtr, whose product is annotated as dynein axonemal assembly factor 1 homolog. Gene Ontology annotation, molecular function: protein binding. The transcript is spliced from 15 exons. The coding region runs from base 108 to 4793 and encodes 1561 amino acids. The record is from RefSeq and is a predicted model, not a curated record. Lineage: Eukaryota; Metazoa; Arthropoda; Insecta; Lepidoptera; Lycaenidae.
AUACUAGCGCAUUUCCAUUUUCAAAUAGUGACAAAACAAAUAUCAUAGCAACCGCUGCUAGGGCGUAAAAUUCGUCGGGAACGUCGAGGCAACAUAGCUUAUUAAUAAUGGAUUCUUCAGAAAAUAAACAGUUGAGUGAAACAGAAUACAAGCAGAAAAAACGUGAGGAACUCAAAGUGUUCUUCAAGGAUUUAUCGGUGUCGCAAGAUGUUUUAGAUCGAAUUAUAGAAAAUGAGUUGUGUCCCGUCACGGAGGACAAGCCAUACAUUGCAGCUCAUUCAAGUUCGGAAGUUAAGUCAGAGUAUGAGGUAAUGACUGGACAGCCAUUUACUACUGUUGAUGAUUAUUCUAAACCUCUCACCACAGAGGAAAUAAAAGAUAAGAUUAAAGGUAGCUCAGUGAUUGCGGAGAAGGCAAGACAGAUUCAAAUUCUUGGUCAGACGGAGGCUAAAAGUCGAUAUGUGCCUAUUGAUAAACUAUGUGUACCUUCGUACUCUGAACUAAGCAAAGAAAUUGAAGCUGCGGAUGGAGAUGAAAGAAAAAUUGAAGAAAUUAAAUAUAGACAUAUGAAGGCUUUGGUUAAGUCGGCUGAUGAAUUUGAUAAUCAAAACCAGAUUAACGUUUGUGAGAAACCAGUUGAGAAUACAGCAAAUUUAGACGGAGGUUCUAUAACUGACGAUGAGGAAUUCGAAGCCAUAGAUAAAAUUGUAACACAGUUAACAAAUAAACCAUAUGAAGUACGUUAUCAAGAAACCUUGCGAAAAAUUCAAGGUAUAAAAGACAUUCAGCCCGAUGAAACCACGAGUAACUUGUUAGAUAUCGAAGGUACCGAAUUGAUAGAAGAAAAUUCUAGUGGUAGUGUGAAUGAUGGUGCAAGUACUUCCAAGGAAGUAAAAUCUUGCCAGAACGAAACCGUUAAUUUAAAUGUACGUAAAAGUUCUCUUACACCUAGUUUAGAGGCGAUACAAGAAGAAAUUAUAGCUUCUAGUAACAAUAAUGUAAAAAAUGUUGAUACGGAUAAGUCUGUUCCUAAAAACUUUGAAUUUAAGCUCAAGAGAACUGAGAGCGUACUACGUGAUAUUGAUAAUAUUUUAAGUAGUUUCACUAGGGAUGGUAAGAAAGAUAGUAAAGAUGAACCUACAGCUAUGGCAGGUACGGAAGAUUUAGAUAUAACGAAUACUUUAUCUGAUUCUAAAAAAAAUAACGAUGUUGAUGCUGAUGACAAAUUGAAGCAAACAUAUGAGGAUGACCAGAAAUUAGUAAUUAAAGACAACUACUGCGAAGUUGAAAUUAAGGAAAUGGAAAAUUUUAUAAAUAAUAUUGUGGAUAAUGCAGAAAACUUGAGUUUACUUAUAAAUGAAGACGUAACUAAUAAACUGAAUAGUAUGAAUGAGUUAUUGGGUGAAGUUAAUGAAGCUUUGGAAGAAUCUAGGAAAUCUAAUAUAAGGUAUGAACAUCUAAUAAAAGGUAAAAGUAAGAAUGUUUCAACACGUCAAAGUAUUGAUGAGCAGGAUGCAUUGGCUAAUGAGAAAGAUGACUCAAAAUCGACGGGUAAUAUCCCCAAAAGUUCAGUUUCCCAGACCGAUAUUGAUGAUAUUUUUAAAUCAAUAAACUCACUAAAAGAUGAAAUAAAACAUCACGAAAACAGAGUUGACCGCUGUGCAGAAACAUAUGACAUAAGAAAUAAGCAAUGCCAAGAUGUUAUAGCGGAAAUCGACAAUGUUUUAAACAAAUCUAAAAACAUCCUACACCCGACACAUACUGACGAAAUUGAAGUUGAUAACAAAGGUACCAAAGAUCUUAUUAAUGAAAAUAUUUAUAAAAAAGAUGAAUCUUUACAAAAAGAAUUUAAUUUUGCACAAAAUGAUCAAAAAGUAGAUGCCUUAUUGCAUAAAAUUAAGGACAAUAUGAAGCACAAUAAAGAAGUUUUGAGAAUGGCUGAUAACCUAUUGAAAAUAAAAGAUAAUAAUAGUAACGAAAAUAAUUGUAAAAUUACAGAUGUAAAUUCUGGUGCUGACUUACAAGCACAAGGAGAUUACAAAAGAAGCAACACUAACAUUAUAGAAAUGGGUGAUGCUACUGAAACUAAGGGAGUAUCAUCACUCGAAGAAUAUUCUAUAAAUGCUAAUGAAAGUGAAAAGAGAACAAAAGAAGAAGAAAAGAAAAAACAAAUAAUGUAUUACAAGGAGAAAAUGGAGAAAGAAAACGAAGAGAAGAACCGUGGUCCACAAAUGACGAAGCAGUUUAUAAAAAAUCAUUGCAAGCAAAAUAAACUUUAUUCGACGCCGUAUUUGAAUGACAUCUUGUACUUGCAUUUUAAGGGUUUCUCUAAAAUAGAAAAUUUGGAAGAAUACACGGGAUUGAAAUGCAUUUUUUUAGAAAAUAACGGUAUACAAAAAAUCGAAGGUUUGGACACACUGGCCGAACUGAAAUGCCUCUAUCUGCACUACAAUAUGAUCAGAAAGAUCGAGAAUCUUCAGGGAUGUCCAAAAUUAAAUACUCUGAAUUUGGAUCAUAAUUUCGUGACAAAAAUUGAAAAUUUGGAUGUUGUACCUGACUUGCAAACUUUGAAUAUUGCUCAUAACAUGGUGGCUACUGCUGACGAUCUGGAGCAUUUGAGAUUUUGCCAUAAUUUAUCCGUACUAGAUCUGUCCUACAACAGACUAGAGGAUCCCCUAAUUGUGGACGUUCUGGCAGACAUGUUGACCCUAAAAGUGCUUGUGCUGACGGGUAACCCAGUGGUCAGGAACAUCCCUUCCUACCGCAAGACCCUCACGCUGCGUCUGAAGGAGUUGUUGAACCUGGACAACAGACCGGUGUUCCCGCGGGACCGCGCAUGCGCAGAGGCGUGGCAGCGAGGCGGGAUACAGGAGGAGAUGGCUGAGAGGAAACGAUGGAUAGCUAAAGAACACGAGAAAACAAUGCAGAGCGUCCGUUGUCUAAUAAAAAUGCGAGACAAGAACAAGGCGCGGAGAGAAAUGAGAGAAAAUGAGGAAAAAGAAAAAUUGGGACAAACUACUAAGGAUGAUGCAAACGAAGAAAAUGACUCAGAAGAAAGAUUUGGCGCAAAAAUUGAAACAGAGGGUGACGUGGCUGUGGAUAUGCUAUCCGGAUCUGAAGCAGAGGAUUCUAGCAGCAGUGAAGAUGAAGAUGAAGAUGAUGAUCUCCAUAGGAAUAAAGAUAUCGAUAUAAAAGGAAAUAUUGAAUGGUCGGCUUUGGAUGCCGGCAAACGUUUAGUACAGGAGAUUAAUGACGAUAUUGGGCAAGAAGAGUGGUGUGGAUUUCAUCAGAUGCCUUCGAAAGAAAACAACUCAAGUGAUAUUCUAGCUGUAAAUGAUCUGUUGUUUAAUAAAGCAAAUGAACCUGAAAAGAACACUACAAAUAGAAUAAUGAUAUCUGAAAUUGUAGAAGAUGACAAAAUUAGUCGUGAAAAUAAAAUGGAAACCAAUAUUAAGGAAAAGGCAAUAAACGUAGAUCACAAAAAGCCUUUGAUUGAAAUAAUUGAUUGUGUUAAGGAAUCUGCCGGAUUUUAUAAUGACGAUAAGAAAAAGGAAAUUAGGUGUGAUACCAUUCAAAAGGAUACAAAUGUAGUCUCAUCAGAUGCAAAGCAAAUGGGAAUACAGGAAGAAAACAAGACACAGAAGGCAGGCGAAAAUUUAUCAUUCGUGGAGUACAUGAGGCAGAUGAAUUCAGAUGACCCACAAGAAGUUGAACCUAAUGAGGAAGAUUUGGUUAUACUUAAGGAGUUGGAAGAAGAACAGAAGGAGAGAGAAGCAAGAAUCGCAAUGGGAAAACCAGCUAUAGAUCCAAUGAAGCUUUAUCAUAAAGAAACAAUGGAGGCGUUUUAUCAACGCGAGGACAUGGUUUCUGCUCAUCAAGUAACAGAACCCAGCCAUGUGACCGAAUACAGAACCAACAACGCCUUUGAUCGCAUCGCUUUGAGCCAACGUUCGUCGGAGAACGACGAAACCAAAGUAAAACUUACCCGUGUACCUGGAGCGACGUUGGUUCAGUACGUUGACAGUCACGAACAAAACAACACGCUCGCUUUACCUCAACUGAAUGAUGAAACUAGUGUAUCAGAAGAAAUGCUGUCCAGUGACGGCCAAAACGAUGAACAAGCGAUCUACGACGACCUCACAGUUAUAGCGAAGCACACCAGCAGAAUUGAAAACCAGAAAAAUACGAUCAUCGAACAUUUCACUGAUAAUUUGGAUAAUGUUAGCCUGGAACAAGUAUCGACUGUUCUCGAAAGUCACUUGGUUGGAACCAGCCGUGGCAAGUCAGAAUUGUCUUACACCUACUACGCUCCCAGCUCCGAUGAAGAAGACAUGGAAACUACACUCACAGCAAAUGGAAGUUUCAAUUUGGAUGACACUUUGACUGAAACAUUCGUCGAAGCCGAUGAUUCGGGUAUUUUUAAUAUUUCUCUUGAAAAUAAUGAGACUGGGAAUGAAAAAUGUGAUGAACACAAUGCACAUAAUGAUGAAAAUGUCAAAGUGAAUGUACUAGACGUAGUUAACAUGGGCGAAGAAACCAUAAAUGCGUCGAAAAUUACUGAUACUUCUAAAGAAAGAGAUGAAGAUCCUUCAAAAGUUACCACAGAAAAUGAUAAAGAUGCUAAAAAUAUUCCUAGAGAUACUAAAAGUGUUGAUGAAGACAAUCUUGGUGAUAAAGACGAACAAAAAGAUGAAUUAUUUGAAGAUUGCGUCGAAGUGCCGAUUGUAGAAAGCAAAAAUGAAAACUACACUCUAGAAAUGAAAUUAGCACUAAGAAUAACUGAUAAAGACUAGUUACUAUUAAUUAUUAUUAAUUUCAAAAGUUUAAAAUUAUAUUCAGUAGUCUAAUAUUCUGUAAGUAGACACUAGACAAGCAAAGUACUUACCAAAGUUUGUUUUUAAGUUUCUCGUUAGAUUUUAACACAGGAUUUAAGUAUCCAGAAGAAUAGUUUAUGCGAAGA